This is a messenger RNA of Paramecium tetraurelia, 1866 nucleotides long. RefSeq lists its product as uncharacterized. Lineage: Eukaryota; Ciliophora; Oligohymenophorea; Peniculida; Parameciidae. Gene Ontology annotation, molecular function: protein serine/threonine kinase activity; ATP binding. The transcript has 2 exons. Gene Ontology annotation, cellular component: autophagosome; cytoplasm. Gene Ontology annotation, biological process: peptidyl-serine phosphorylation; protein autophosphorylation; autophagosome organization. The record is from RefSeq and is a predicted model, not a curated record.
AUGCUUGUCUAACAGCAAUAAAGACAGAUGCCUGCUACGCCCAUUCCAGGCAAUGCACGUAAAGUUAUAGAGAAUUUCAGUUAUGCCCUAUCAGAUGCUAUCGGAAAGGGCUUUAGUUCCAUUGUCUAUAAAGGCAGAAAUGAUGAAACCAAUGAGGUAGUCGCCAUAAAAGUGAUCGAUAAAAAAGGACUCAAGACUCCUCUGCAUUAUCAACUCCUGAGAUCCGAAGUUGAAGCCUUAUCCCAACUCAAUUCUCCAAAUAUCAUGAGAUUAUACAAAGUGUACUACACUGAAAAUAAUACAUACCUGAUCACUGAAUUUUGUGACUAGGGUGACUUGGGAUAACUGGUAACUAAAACAGGAGUCUAAAAAGAGUAGAAUAUGCAAAAAUUAUUCUAUGGUAUCAUCCAGGGUUACAAGUAGAUGAAACAAAGGGGUAUUGUACAUAGAGAUCUCAAGCCAGCCAACAUCCUACUCAAAGCAUCAGUUCCAAAAAUAGCUGACUUUGGAUUUGCUACCACUCCCCAAACUGCUGCCACCAUGCCUAAUGUCAAUGUAGGAUCACCUCUAUACAUGAGUCCCUAGGCAUUCAAAAACAGAUACUCAGAAAAAUCUGAUAUUUGGGCUUUGGGUGUAAGUCUUUAUGAAUUAUUAUUUGGGCAAGUUCCCUGGUAAGCUGGAAGUGAGAGAGAAUUAGCUUAAAGAAUGGCCACUGUGCCUGUGCAAUUCCCAGGACACAUCUCAGAUGAAUGCAAGGAUUUUAUUUACAGGUGUUUGAUAGUAGAUGAAAAUAGAAGAGCCACUGUUGAAGAAUUGGAAGGCCAUGUUUGGUUGUCAAAACAAGAACUCUAACCUAUUAAAGGCAAUGGGUUCUCUAGUAUGUUCAGGAGUAAUCAACAAAACAAUCAUCAUCAUCUCUUAUAGAAUAAUAAUAUUGCAACUCCUUUGGGUGAUACUCAGAAUAAACAAUCUAUUUAAUUUCAAACCAGGGAAUCAAAUUAUGGAAAGGAAAAUACUGUCAUUGUUAAAUAGUCAUAAUAAUCCAUCAUGUAGUAACCUUUGAAGUCAAUCAAAAGAGUCUAGGAGUCAAGAAAGGAAUCUUAAAUAAGUUAAUAGAUGAAUCAAGAACAUUCAAGUUAGAGAGAGGAGGAAAGUUGGAGUGAAUCUAAGAAGAAUGAUUACAUCAUUUUGGCCCAGCUAAACUUCUGUAGAUAUUUAUAUAGGGUUUCUGCUUUAAUGGACAAAUAUCGAUUUUUUUAAACCUCUUAUUUGAGAGAAAAACUAUUGUUUUUAGUGAACAAGAACAUCAUGAUUAAGUUAAAUUGUUUAAAUGAAGUGAUGUAAGGACAAAACACUCUUGGAUUAGAGAAAUUCUAGCAGUAUGUAUAGAAUCCCUAGUAUACAAAAUUGUGUACAGCUAUCCAUCAAUAUAAUCAAAAAUACACUCUUUAAUUCAAUACUGUUUGGAUGUCCUUAUAGAAUCCAGAUUAAAAAUCAUUAUUAGCAAUUGACAAAAAGUUUGAUGCUGUUUUUGAUGACAAUUUUACUGAAUAUGAAUCUUUCUAUAUUAUUUUGAAUUCUAUCUUAAGAACUGCAAUAAAGGAAAUCGAAUAUUCACUCGAAUCCAAAAUUGUAGUUUAAGACACUUAAUAAUUAUUACCCAUGGAUAUAGAAGGAGGUGUGAUUCUACUUGACUAUUUAAUCACUUACUUUUAAUUGGCUUCUCUCAUUUAAGAAUGUUUCGAAGAUCCUUAUGAAUUUGCUAUUGAUUCAAAAAUCGAAUAGAUUGCUGAUGGCAAACCAGUCAGAUUAACUUAUGGCCAUUAUAUUGAAAUAAGAAAUAAAAUAAAAUAACUUGAUAUUUGA